GUAUAUAAAAGCUGCUCCUAAUGCCAGCGAACAAGUGGCUCUUAAAAUUUACUGGGAACAGUCAGGUGGGUUAAUCAUUACUGACAGCAGGAGUCACUACAAUGGCGGAUAAAAUCCCAGAGGUGUUAGCAUGUGGUGCGUCAAUUAUGAAGGAUGUCUGGGAGAUCAGACUGAGGGAGUGUGGGCAAAAACUCCGACAGGAAGAAGACAGGAUACAGAAGAGUGCUCUGGAAAAAAUUAAUCAAGAUUGGCAGGUGCGCAUGUCCUCCAAGUUCAAAACUCCAAAAAGACUAGAGAAAAAAGCAAAACCUCCAGAAGAAUCAAAUCUUCAGGCAUUCAAAACUAAACAGACUCUGGGCAGACCGCAAGGAUUCCAGAGCAGUCGUCCACAGAGGCAAGUUGACCCGGCGAAAACCACCAAAGGCAACAAGCUGGCCCUGUUGCGUCACCUCAAUGAAAGCUGUCCGGGUUUAAUGGUGUGGGCCAAGUCUUGGAAGUUCUCGCUGCCUUUGCCACAACCAGAAGAAAGCAAGGAAUCUCCCCGUGCAUCAGAUUGGGGACAGUCAUGGAAGUUCCUCAAUCGCCAACCAAGCACUGAAGGAAAACCCUGGUCUGAUCUUGGGUUUGACACCAAUAAUAAUAUGACCUCCAAUGGCAUCUUGUUUCUGUGGGAAAGGAUUGGCAAAGCAUUAGACUCCAAGGACCUCAAACGAGACCUGCCUGCUUCCAAAUGGGAGAAAUCUUGGAUAUUCUUACAGAGAAGGAAAGAGUCUAGGGAAGGCACGACCAAUGGGCCUAAGAGCGACCUAAACAGCAACCCAUUUUACAACCUCUGGGAUUCACGCCAUCUAAAUCAGGAAAAUCCAGAGUGGCACGAGUCCUGGAAGUCAACCAAGCCAUUAAAGGAAGGAGAGGCCAGGACCGAUUUAAUUCAGCUUGUAAGUAACGAGGAAGACAAGAAGAAUGAGCAACUUGAAUUGCCCUGGAAUACGUCUUGGAUGUACUUUAAGAAGCAACUUCACAUUAAGUCAAAAACUGCAUUUAAUAUGUCAGUUUGGGGCGAGUCUUGGAUGGUUUCAAAAACCAUAGCGGAACAGGACAAGACGUCAAUCGCUUCUCAAGCAGUCUUCAACGUGAAAAUAAAUGCGUGGAACAAAAAUCUGCGGAUCUCUCAGUUCCGUGAGGGUGAUGUACGUCCAUCUGAAUGGGACAAAUCAUGGGUGACCAUCAAGAAUAGGUCAGAGUACAGGGAAGAGACAAAUAAGGUUGAACAUCCAGAGGAAACCAUGGAGGAACCAAAGAAAAUGGAUGCUCCAAUGUCCAAUCCACCAAUGGAGCAUGAGCAUAUCAAAUUCUAUGUACUUGCUUCGCCAAAAAAACAAAAGCGCCAUGAGAUGCUUAACGCCUCAGGCCAAAACAACAAAGACACGUUGGUUUCAAACUGGAAGGAGUCCUGGAAGAUGUUCAAACGCCAGCGUAGAGAAGAAAGGGCUUUGAGGAACCAGAGACGUCCACCUCCACAACUAGAUGCAGCAUCAGAAACAUCUCAGACCGAAUGGGCCAAUUCCUGGAAGUUCACCAACUUCAGUCUUAACCAGGACACCAGUCUAUGGCAGCAGGGUUGGUCCACCAGUACACAGCCCAGACCUAAUAGACAUGUGAGAGAAAAUGAGAUGUUAAAUGAGUAUGUCCCUCACAAUGGACCAACAGGAGUCCAUGGUUGGGGUGAGUCUUGGAGGUCUACAAGACGUCAACACCGUAUGGAAAAUCAAGGGGUGGGUGCAUCCCAGCCAGUAAGUCGCCAGGCGUACCAAAGAUCUGUUGCAGACUGGGAACAAUCAUGGGAAUCACCAACCAAUCAACGUCAUCAUGAUAGACCAUCUAUGACAGAUUGGAAUGACUCUUGGAGAUUCUGCGCUUUCCAUUGUGACAAUUUGGUAGAUCGUCAGCCUGAACAUACCUGGUUUGAGAAAUCAAUGGAAAUCAAAGCUAGAAAGGAUCUUCACAAAGCAUCAUACACAUUGAGCAGAUCAUUUGAUUCUCAGUCCAAAGAGUGGAAGGACUCAUGGAGGGGUAAGAAAAGAUCAGAUGGUCCUGGGUCUAGAGUUUCAUUUCUCAUUAAGGAGGAAGUGCUAGACUGGGAUAAUUCAUGGAUGUUCAGCCAGCACAGAGUUUUAUAAACGACAAGGUG
Molecule: messenger RNA, 2191 nt
Organism: Xyrauchen texanus (razorback sucker)
Lineage: Eukaryota; Metazoa; Chordata; Actinopteri; Cypriniformes; Catostomidae
Exons: 3
Coding region: 102-2180 (692 amino acids)
Source: RefSeq, a predicted model, not a curated record